Messenger RNA from Hypomesus transpacificus, 13501 nucleotides. RefSeq names its product dynein axonemal heavy chain 11. NCBI's taxonomy places the organism in Eukaryota, Metazoa, Chordata, Actinopteri, Osmeriformes, Osmeridae. The transcript is spliced from 81 exons. Gene Ontology annotation, cellular component: dynein complex. The record is from RefSeq and is a predicted model, not a curated record. Bases 110 to 13501 code for a protein of 4463 amino acids. Gene Ontology annotation, biological process: microtubule-based movement. Gene Ontology annotation, molecular function: dynein intermediate chain binding; ATP binding; minus-end-directed microtubule motor activity.
UGGAUAUUUCUUAAAACACAAACGAUUAAUGUUAAAAAAUAAUAACAGACGCUACGUUGAUACUUAAAGUAACAGUAGGUAGUCGUGGAAUAGCUUACUAAGAUAGAAAAUGUCCAGAGAGGACAUGUCCGACGAGGAAAAUGAAAACAAUUUUUCUGAGGACGAUAGAGUGAAGUUUGUGGGGGGUCAAGUUUGUCAAAUAUUACAAGUGAAACAGGAAAUAUGGGAUAAAUGUGUAGCAAUUGAGCCAAACCAGAAAGUACUUGAAAGGUUUUUUGAAGAGCAAAAUUAUAAUCAAUUUUUUAUAACAACAUCGACUGUUGGUCUAAUUGCUUCUAAGGAGGUGUCACCACUACCCAAAAAUAAUGCAUUCUACAUCCUCAAGAAGAAGCCUCUGCCAAUUACUUCUGAAAACUACAGGAAACAACUUAUUUUUGGGCUGGUCUCUCAGUCACCUCUGCCACAGCUGUCAAACACGCUACAGCAGGUGUGUGUCCCACUUCUGUCAAAUAAGAAGAACCAUCAAAUGUGGCCUAAUCUGAUGUCUCAAGAUAUUAGUCGUCAUGUCGAGCACAUGAGGAACAAGACAUCAGUGGUGCGGGGACACUUCCUGGGGAAAACUAUCCUUCCCAUUCCAACAGCAACAGCUGGGAUAGAAGGUUCCCAGAGUAAUGUCAAAAUGCCUGACAGCUUUGACAGGACAGUCGUCCAUGCUAUUGAGUCCAUGGUCAUCAGUUGGACACAUCUGAUCCAGAAGGUUCUGAAAGAGGAUUCUUCAGAGCACCUUCUGCAGGGGUUGAACCCAGGCCCCAGUGCAGAGAUUAACUUCUGGAUCACCAGGAAUGCCAAUAUGCACAAUAUACAUCAGCAGCUUCAAAGUCCCAUAGUCCAAAAGAUGGUCAAUAUUCUAGAAAUGGCAGAAAGCAGCUAUUACCCUUCAAUCAAAACCCUGAUUGGAGAUGUGUUUGAUGCCUUACAAGAAGCCUGGAGCAUUGAGCUGCACCUGCGUCCACUGAGUGUCCACCUGUUUCAACUGGAAAAGGAAGAGUUUCCUCGUGUUGAGACUCUCCUCCCGCCGCUCUUCCACCUGCUGUUCCUCAUCUGGACCCGCUGUCCGUCGUACAGCUACCCCACGCGCAUGGUGGUGCUGCAGCAGGAGCUGUGCAAUCUACUCAUCCAGCAAGCCACAGAUUAUCUGGCACCUGAACAGUUGCUGAGGGAAGACACAGAGGAGGGUCUGGAAAAGGUGCGGGCGGCGAUGAAGGUCUUCAGAUGUUUCCGGCACUGUUACCAGGCUCAGCGCGAGAAGCUGGCGUGCCAGGUCACUCAUGCUCUCUGGGACUUCCCGUCUUCCAUUGUUUUUGGACGCUUCGACCGUUUCUUGAAACGACUCCUUCAGUUAGAGGACUUGUUUGAGGUUAUUCUGGACUUCCAGAGGUUGGAGAAGCUUGAGUUUGGUGGCCUUAAAGGGAAUGUGUUGAGUGACCAGGCCUCUCAGAUGCACAGGGAGUUCCUGGAGCACUGCCAGGUGUUUAAGGACAGUGACUACAAUCCACUUGAUUACAAUGCUCAGGAAUUUCAGAAGGACUAUGAAGCCUUCAAAGAGAGGGUUGUGGACUUUGAUCGCCGUCUCGCGUCCAUUCUUUGUUUGGCCUUCAAAGAUUGCUCAGGAUUAGAAUCAGCAUUCAAGCUGCUGGCCGUUUUUGGAACUUUUUUGGGGAGAGGACUUGUCAAGCAGAUCUUUAGUCCCAACUUCCAAGUUUUACUUCAGCUCUUUAUGGAGGAAUUGGAAAAGUGCAAACACCUAUACGACUCCCAGUUACAAGGUCUGACCCCUGUGCCCAAAAACAUGCCACUCAUGUCGGGAGCCCUGAAGUGGGCAAAAAUGCUCAGAGAGCGAAUCCAAACCCCAUGGGAAAGUUUCCGAUUUGUGUUGGACAUGCCAAUGGAGGGUGCAGAGAUGGAUCUGGUGUACCACAUGUACAUGGAGAUGUCAACUCUUCUGGAUCAGUUUGAGGAUGACGUCUACAAUGACUGGUGUAGUGGUUUGGAGCAGAUCUGUCAGUUCAACUUGGAACAACCUCUCAUCAAUAGACAUCCUACAUCUGGCUUGAUCUCAGUGAACUUCAAUCCCAAGCUAGUUGCAGUCUUGAGAGAUGUGAGGUACAUUCUGGCUCUCGAUCAGACCAACAUCCCUCCUGCUGCUAUGGCUGUGUAUGAGAAAAGAGAAACGUUCAUAAAGUACAUAGGCAGUCUACAGUUACUGGUCCAGUGGUACAACACGUUAAAGCAGACGGUUCUGGAGGUGGAGUUUCCUCUCAUCAGAGCUGAGCUGGCGGACCUGGACCUGGAGCUAGGCCGGGCUGAGACGCUCCUCACCUGGCAGGACCCGGACAGCUGGAGCUUCAUCCAAGCCACCAAACAUGUGGUUCAGAACCUGCAGUGGAGGGUCCAGAGGACCAAAGACAACUGCGACGCCAUUCAGACCCUGAUGAAAGGCUGGAGCAAGCAGGCUUUGUUCUGCAGGAAGGACAACAGGAGAGACGCGCUCUUACAGCUGGACGACAGGAGCGACCGCGUGAGCAAAAGAUACAGUGCCACACAGAAGGAUGGAUGCACCAUCCACAAACUGAUACAGGAGAACAUGUCCUACUUUUGUGCGGACCCUGCUUCGGAGUUAUGGCAGUCCUACCUGGAGUAUGUGGACGAGAUGCUGGUGGAGGGCUUCUUCUGCGCUAUCAGCCACUCCCUGGAGUUCUUUGUGGAGAACAUGGAGGCAGGGCCGCGUCAGGUUCCUCUGCUGGAGGCCCGGAUGGUUCUGAAUGGUUCUGCGGUGUCCUUCCUGCCCUCCUUAGAGAGAGAGGCAGGGGACGGCCUUUAUGAGCUGGUGGAGACCCUGGUCGGAGACAUUUUUAAGAUGUCGGGCACGGUUAAGAGGGUGGCAUCUUAUCUGGAAAUGGAGAGCUACCAGGAUGACAUGGAUGACUUGUUGGAUCUGUUAGAUAUGAGGCAGCACGUCAUGGAACGAGUGGAGGAUGUUCUCAAAAAAGCCGUGGAGUACCAGAGAACAUUUGACUGCUACACCCACUUGUGGCUGGAUGACAGGGCUGAAAUACUAAGACACUUCCUCAUCUAUGGACAGGUGCCAAACUCUGAUGAGAUGGAUAUUUAUGGGGAAUAUGCAUUUCCAGAGACCCCACCGACGAUUGAGAAGUUUAAAGAACAGAUUGACUAUUACGAAGACCUGUAUGCACGAAUCAGCAAGUUUGAGGACGUCAGAGUGUUCGGGGGAUGGUUUAGAGUGGACAUCAGGUCAUUCAAGAGCAGCCUUUUGAACAUUAUUAAAAAGUGGAGCUGGCUGUUUAAGGAACAUCUCAUGACAUACGUCACAGACAGUCUGAAAGAGCUGGAAGAGUUUGUCCAGGCCACCAGAGAGGGUUUGGGACAGCCUCUGAUGAAAGGGGACCACCAUGGCCUGGUGAAGGUCAUGGGUCACCUGCUGGCUGUGAGGGACAGACAGGUGGCCACAGACAGGCUGUUUGAGCCUCUCAAGGACACCAUCACCCUGCUGGAGGGAUACGGAGAGGCCAUGCCAGACCAGGUCUACUCACAGCUUGAGGAGCUGCCUGAGAAAUGGAGUGGUGCCAAGAAGCUGGCUUUGUCAGUCAGGCAUGAGGUAGCGCCUCUGCAGAAUGCAGAAGUGACCGUUAUUCGUCAAUGGUGUUCGGCUUUCGAUACGAAGCAAAGCAAAUUCAGGAAGAGGUUCAAAACAGAAGCACCUUUCAGUUACAAUGCUGUGAACCCAUAUAUCAGACUGGAAAAAUCCCACAGAGAGAUCCAAGCCCUGGAAAGAGAAGUGGCAGAGCUUCAGGAAUCCACCAACCUGUUCGAAGUCACCAUCCCUGACUACCGAGACCUCAAGACCUGUGGACGGGAGAUCACCGUCCUCAAAGAGCUCUGGGACAUUGUUGUGUACGUUCAGGGCAGUGUGGAGGACUGGACAAUGACCAAAUGGAGGGAGAUAAACAUCGACCAGAUGGAUGCCGAAAUGAGGGGGUUUGCCAAGGACAUGAGGCAGCUGGACAAGGAGGCCCGCGUGUGGGAUGUGUAUUCGGGGUUGGACCUCUACGUGAAGAACCUGUUGACGUCUCUGAGAGCUGUGAAUGAGCUCCAGAACCCGGCCAUACGAGAGCGCCAUUGGGCCCAGCUCAUCCGAACCACCAAGGUUGACUUCACAAUGACCAGUGGAACUACUCUUGGUGACCUCUUGGCACUACAGCUUCAUUUGUUUGAAGAGGAAGUUCGCAACAUUGUGGACAAGGCAGUGAAAGAGAUGGCUAUUGAGAAGGUUUUAACUGAAAUCAGUCAGACAUGGGCAAAGAUGGAGUUUUCAUAUGAGAGUCACCAUCGAACAUCAGUCCCUCUACUGAAAUGUGACGUAGAACUCAUCGACACACUAGAAGACCAUCAGGUGCAGCUCCAAGGCAUCUCCCAGUGCAAGCACGUGGAGCACUUCCUGUCCCAGGUGUCGGGUCUUCAGGGCCAGCUGACGGUGGCGGACUCAGUGCUGCUGGUCUGGCUGGAGGUCCAGAGGACCUGGGCCCACCUGGAAAGCAUCUUCAUCGGCUCAGAGGACAUCAGCCUCCAGCUGCCUGACGAUGCAAGAAGAUUCCAGGCUAUUGAUCAUGACUUCCAGAAAUUGAUGUUUGACAGUGCCAAAACCAAAAAUGUAAUUGAGGCUACAAACAAACCAUACUUGUUUGAGAAGAUAGAGGAUCUUCAGAAAAGAUUGGCACUGUGUGAGAAAGCUCUGGCCGAAUACUUGGAGACAAAACGACUCGCCUUUCCACGCUUCUACUUUGUGUCUUCAGCUGACCUUCUGGACAUCCUCUCCAAAGGAAGCCAGCCCAAACAGGUCACGUGUCACCUCUCAAAACUGUUCGAUAACAUGGCAGACCUAGACUUCACCGGGGACGAUGGAGUUGAGACUGACAACGUUGCCGUAGGAAUGUACAGCAAGGAGAAGGAAUACGUUCCUUUUCCGACUCGCUGUAGCUGUGUCGGUCCGGUGGAGGGCUGGCUGACGCGGCUGGAGAGCACCAUGAGGGAGUGUGUGAGGGCCCACCUGGCGGAGGCCGUGUCCGUGUACGAGGACCGGCCCAGGGAGCAGUGGGUCCUUGCCUACCCGGCCCAGGUGGCUCUGACCAGCUCCCAGGUCUGGUGGAGCAACGACAUGGAGCUGGUGUUCCAGAGACUGGAGGAGGGCUUUGAGUCUGCGCUCAAAGACUACAAUAAGAAACAGAUUGCGCAGCUCAACUCUCUGAUUAGCAUGCUGUUGGGGGAGCUGAGCUCUGGAGACAGGCAGAAGAUCAUGACCAUAUGCACCAUCGACGUCCAUGCCAGGGACGUUGUGGCCAAGCUCAUCGCUCAGAAGGUCACCAAUGCGCAGGCCUUCCCGUGGUUGUCCCAGCUCCGACACUGCUGGGACGAGACACAGAGGCAAUGCUUCGCCAACAUCUGUGACGCUCAGUUCCUCUACUCGUACGAGUAUCUAGGCAACACGCCGCGCCUUGUCAUCACCCCCCUCACAGACAGAUGCUACAUCACCCUGACCCAGUCGCUCCACCUGACAAUGAGUGGUGCCCCAGCAGGCCCCGCCGGCACGGGGAAGACUGAGACCACCAAGGACCUAGGGAGGGCUCUGGGCGUCAUGGUGUAUGUCUUUAACUGCUCCGAACAGAUGGACUACAAGUCUAUCGGCAAUAUCUAUAAAGGCCUGGCCCAGGUGGGAGCUUGGGGCUGUUUCGAUGAGUUCAACCGCAUCGCGGUGGAGGUUCUGUCGGUUGUGGCUGUCCAAGUUAAAACCAUACAGGACGCCAUUCGCAACAAGAGGAAGAGGUUCAUUUUCCUUGAGGAGGACAUUGUUUUAAAACCAUCUGUGGGGAUCUUCAUCACCAUGAACCCUGGCUACGCCGGCCGGACAGAGCUUCCUGAGAACCUCAAGGCUCUCUUCAGACCUUGUGCCAUGGUGGUCCCUGAUAUUGAGCUCAUCUGUGAGAUCAUGCUGGUGGCAGAGGGCUUCCUCAGCGCCAAGCUCCUGGCCAGGAAGUUCAUCACCCUCUACACACUCUGCAGAGAACUUCUCUCCAAACAGGACCACUAUGAUUGGGGUCUGCGUGCCGUGAAGUCCGUCCUGGUGGUUGCUGGUGCUCUGAAAAGAGGGGACAAGACCAGACCAGAGGAUCAGGUGCUGAUGCGAGCACUGAGGGACUUCAACAUGCCUAAGAUCGUCACUGAGGACGUGGCCAUCUUCAUGGGCCUCAUGGGAGACCUGUUCCCUGGUCUGGUGGUGCAGAGGAAGAGGGACCUUGAGUUUGAACAGGCGGUCCGACAGACAACCCUGGAGCUGAGGCUGCAGCCAGAGGAGACCUUCAUCCUAAAGGUGGUUCAACUGGAGGAGCUCAUGGCUGUUCGGCACUCAGUCUUUGUGUUGGGAAACGCUGGAACUGGGAAGAGCCAGAUAUUGAGGACGUUGAAUAAGACCUAUUCGAACCUGAAGAGAAAGCCAGUCUGGAAUGAUUUGAAUCCAAAGGCAGUGGACACCGAUGAGCUUUUUGGCUUCAUCCAUCCUGCAACCCGAGAGUGGAAGGAUGGUCUGCUGUCUUCGCUGAUGAGAGAGCAGUCAAACGCCUCACACCUCGGGCCCAAGUGGAUUGUUUUGGACGGGGACAUUGAUCCCAUGUGGAUUGAAUCUCUCAACACGGUGAUGGACGACAACAAGGUCCUGACUCUAGCCAGUAAUGAGCGCGUGCCUUUGACCCCAUCCAUGAGGCUGGUGUUUGAGAUCAGUCACCUGAGAACGGCCACGCCGGCCACCGUGUCCAGGGCAGGCAUCCUCUACGUCAACCCCCAGGACCUGGGCUGGAAUCCGUAUGUCACCAGCUGGAUCGACUCGAGGGCUCGUCAGACCGAGAAAGCACACCUCACCAUUCUGUUUGACAAGUACGUUCCUCGCUGCGUUGAACAGAUGAGGAGCACUUUCAAGACCAUCACGCCUAUCACAGAGAACACGAUGAUCCAGACUCUCUGUACGUUGUUGGACUGCCUUCUGACACCAGAGAACAUUCCCUGCGACUCUCCUCGAGAGCUCUACGACACCUACUUCACCUUCGCUUGCAUCUGGGCCUUCGGAGGGGCGCUGUAUCAAGAUCAGCUGUGCGACUACCGGGCCGAGUUCAGCCAAUGGUGGGUCAAGGAGAUGAAGGCCGUGAAGCUGCCCGCCCAGGGGACCGUGUUUGACUACUUCCUGGACCCAGUGACUAGGCGCUUCCUGCCCUGGAGCCACAGGGUCCCGGUCUUCCACACUGAGCCCCAUACUCCGCUCCAGGCAGUCCUGGUCCACACCUCGGAGACGGUGUGUCUGCGGUUCUUCGUGGACCUGUUGCUGGACAGGGGCCGACCCUUGAUGUUGGUGGGGAACGCUGGAGUGGGGAAGAGUGCCCUGGUCAGAGACAAGCUGGACGACUUACCAGACACCUUCAUGACCGCCAAAGUGCCCUUCAACUAUUACACCACUUCCCUCAUGCUGCAGACCAUCUUGGAGAGGCCGUUGGAGAAAAGGGCAGGCAGGAACUUUGCCCCUCCAGGAAACAGGAAGUUGAUCUACUUCCUGGAUGACAUGAACAUGCCAGCUGUGGACAGUUACGGGACAGUGCAGCCUCACACUCUCAUCCGCCAGCACCUGGACUACCAGCACUGGUAUGACAGACAGAGGUUGUCCCUGAAGGAGAUCCAAAACACGCAAUAUGUCGCCUGUAUGAAUCCAACAGCAGGAAGCUUCAACAUCAACCCCAGACUACAGAGACAUUUCUCAGUGUUCGCCGUGAACUUCCCGUCUGCUGAUGCCCUGGAGUCCAUCUACAGCCAGGUUCUGAGUGGCCACCUGCAGCAGCAGCCCUUCAGCUCCGCGGUUCUGAAGACUGGCCCGGCAGCGGUCAAGGCCGCCAUCGCCCUCCACCGCAAGAUGGCCCACAACUUCCUGCCCACGGCCAUCAAGUUCCACUACAUAUUCAACCUCAGGGAUCUGUCCAAUGUCUUCCAGGGCCUCCUGUUCUCUGGAGCAGAGACUGUGAGACAUGGUUUGGACCUGGCUCUGCUCUGGCUCCAUGAGACCAGCAGGGUGUACUCAGACAGACUGGUGGAGCCCAAAGACCUGCAACUCUUCCACAAGCUCCAGCUGGACACCCUGCAUGAGAACUUCGAGGAAGUGGAGGAGCAGGAAGUCUCGCGACAGCCCCUCGUGUUUUGCCACUUUGCCCUGGGGGCCGGAGAGACGCGCUACGCGGCCGUCAGAGACUGGGCCGUGCUCAGGAGACUCCUCAGCGAGGCGCUGGACGGCUACAACGAGCUUAAUGCCGCCAUGGACCUCGUGUUGUUUGAGGAAGCCAUGCAGCAUGUAUGUAGGAUCAGCCGUGUCCUGCAGUGUCCCCGCGGUCACGCGCUGCUUGUCGGCGUGGGGGGAAGCGGGAAGCAGAGCCUCACUCGCCUGGCGGCCUUCCUGUCCUCGGUGGACGUGUUCCAGAUCACCCUGAGCAAGACCUACAGCAUGCAGGACCUGAAGGUGGAUCUGGCUGGUCUGUACUUAAAGACAGGUGUGAAGAACCAGCCCACAGCUUUGCUCCUGACCGAUGCCCAGAUACCUGACGAGCACUUCCUGGUCGUCAUCAACGACCUGCUGGCUUCAGGAGAGAUCCCGGAGCUCUUCACUGAGGAGGAGAUGGAGGGCAUUGUUGCCCGGGUGACGCCUGAGGUCCGGGGCCUGGGUCUGCAGGACAGCAGGGAGAACUGCUGGAGGUUCUUCAUCAACCGCGUCCGGCUACAGCUCAAGGUGGUCCUGUGUCUGUCUCCAGUGGGCCGCGGGCUGAGGGUCCGGGCGCGUCGCUUCCCCGCCCUGGUCCACUGCACCACGGUGGACUGGUUCCACCUGUGGCCCGCGGAGGCCCUGCGCUCCGUCAGCCACAGGUUCAUCCAGGAGAUUGAGGGCAUCCAGCCCGCCGUCCAGGAAUCCAUCAGUCUUUUCAUGGCCUACGUUCACACCAGUGUCAACCGGGCAAGUGAAAAAUACCGGCGCAAUGAGCAGAGGUACAAUUACACCACCCCCAAGAGUUUUCUCCAGCAAAUCACCCUGUACGCAAACCUGCUGGCCAAGCGUCGGACUCACCUCCAGAGCAAGAUGAACCGGCUCGUCGGCGGCCUUCAGAGGCUCCAGACCACUGCCUCCCAGGUUGAGGACCUGAAAUCCAAACUGGCGUCUCAGGAAGCGGACCUCACCGUGAAGAACCGGGACGCCGCGGCUUUGAUCGCAAAGAUAGGCCUUCAGACGGAGAGGGUCAGCCGCAAGAGAGAGGCCGCAGAUGUGGAAGCACAGAAGGUGGCCGUCAUCCAGGCAGAGGUGUCUCUGAAGCAGCAGGACUGUGAAACAGACCUGGCCAAGGCAGAGCCGGCUCUGGAAGCCGCAACAGCAGCCCUGGACACCCUCAACAAGGUGAACUUGACAGAGCUGAAGACGUUCCCCAACCCCCCCGCGGCGGUGAUCAACGUGGCGGCGGCGGUUAUGGUUCUGCUGGCGCCGCGCGGCCGGGUGCCCAAGGAGCGGAGCUGGAAGGCCGCGAGGGCCUUCAUGGGCAAGGUGGAUGACUUCCUGCUGGCGUUGGUGUCGUACGACAAGGAGCACAUCCCCGAGUCCUGCCUCAGCGUGGUGAAGCACGAGUACCUGAGGAAGCCAGAGUUCCACCCCGACCUGGUCAGAACCAAGUCCACUGCCGCCGCUGGCCUCUGUGCCUGGGCCCUAAACAUCGUCAGAUACUACGAGGUUUACUGUGACGUGGCACCCAAACGGCAAGCUUUGUCCCAAGCUAACGCAGAGCUGGAGACUGCAACGGUGAAACUGCUGGCUGUGCAGAAGAAACUAGAAGACUUGGAUGUAAACCUCCAAAGCCUCACGGCACAGUUUGAGAAGGCCGCUGCUGAGAAGCUUCGCUGCCAGGAGGAAGUGACCCGCACCAACCAGACUAUUGAGCUGGCCAACCGGCUGGUGAAGGGUCUAGAGUCAGAGAAGGAGCGCUGGUCCCUGGCCGUGGUCCAGUACGAGGCGCAGCAGGAGACCCUCUGUGGAGAUGUGCUCCUCACGGCGGCGUACGUCUCCUACGUGGGCUACUUCACCCUGUCUUACCGGCAGGAACUCCUCCGCGAUGCCUGGAUCCCCUUCCUCCGCUCUCAGAAGACCCCCAUCCCCCUGACAGAAGGCCUGGAGCCCAUCCUCAUGCUCACAGACGACGCCACCGUGGCUGCCUGGCACAACCAGGGCCUGCCGGGAGAUAGGAUGUCCACGGAGAACGCUGCCAUCCUGACCACCAGCGAGCGCUGGCCACUCAUGGUCGACCCCCAACAGCAGGGCAUCAAGUGGAUCCGUAACCGGUGCGGGCCGGGGCUGAGGGUGGUGCAGCUCGGACAGAAGGGCUACUUGGAGAUGAUUGAAUAUGCUUUGGCGUGUGGUGAGACUCUUCUGAUUGAGAACCUGAAGGAAAAGGUGGACCCAGUUCUGGAACCUCUUCUUUGCAGAAACACCAUCAGGAGAGGGAGGUACAUUCGGAUUGGGGGUAAGGAGUGUGAAUACAACAGCCAUUUCCGGCUCCUCCUCCACACCAAGCUAGCCAAUCCCCACUUCCCCCCGGAGCUGCAGGCUCAGAUGACCCUCAUCAACUUCACAGUGACCCCUGCAGGCCUGGAGGAGCAACUCUUGGGCCAGGUGGUCACCAGAGAAAGACCAGACCUGGAGAACCUGAAGCUGGAGCUGACCACGCAGCAGAACCUCUUCAAGAUCCAGCUGAAGAGCCUGGAGGACGAGCUCCUGAGCCGUCUCUCCGCAGCGCAGGGCAACUUCCUGGGAGACCUGGCCCUGGUGGAGCAGCUGGAGGGCACCAAGGCCACAGCGGCCCACAUCCACUGCAAGGUGGUGGAGGCCAGGGAGAACGAGACAGAGAUCAACGAGGCUCGAGAGCUCUACCGCCCAGCGGCCGAGAGAGCGUCACUCCUCUACUUCAUCAUCGACGACCUCCACAAGAUCAACCCCAUGUACCAUUUCUCCCUCAAGACAUUCAACACCGUGUUCCACAAAGCCAUGGGCCGGGCGGAGUGGAACGAGGAAGUGAGGGCGAGGGUUCUCUCCCUGACGGAGGCCAUCACCUACUCAGUAUUCCUGCACACCAGCCUGGGCCUGUUUGAGAGAGACAAGUUAACCUUCUUGUCACACACCGCCUUCCAGAUUCUGCUAACGAGGGGUCAGGUUGACGGGCAGGAGAUGGACUUCCUGUUGCGUCUCCCCGUGGAGCCCAGCAGAUCCAGCCCAGUGUCCUUUCUCUCCCCUCAGGCCUGGGGGGCUGUCCGGACCAUCUCGGCCCUGGAGGACUUCCGGGGGCUGGAUCGAGACAUCGAGGGCUCUGCCAAACGCUGGAGGAAGCUGGUGGAGUCUGAGUGCCCUGAGAGGGAGAGGUUUCCUCAGGAGUGGAAGAGCAAAAGCUCCCUGCAAAAGCUGCUCAUCCUGAGGGCUGUCCGCCCCGACAGAAUGACCUACGCCCUCAGGAACUUUGUGGAGGAGAGUUUGGGCGUUAGGUACGUGGAAACGGCUCGGAUGGAGUUUGACAAGACGUUCGAGGAGAGCAGCCCCUCCACCCCUGUAUUCUUCAUUCUGUCUCCUGGAGUUGACCCUCUGCAUGCCGUGGAGAAACUAGGGUUGAGGCUGGGCCUCUCCAUCGACCAGGGAACUGUGCACAACGUGUCUCUGGGCCAGGGCCAGGAGGAGGUGGCCCACAGGGCCCUGGAGAAGGCCUCACAGCUGGGCCACUGGGUCAUUCUACAGAACGUGCACCUGGUGGCUCGCUGGUUGCCCACUCUGGAGAGUCUGCUGGAGAGCACAUCGCUGGACUGUCACCCAGACUACCGGGUGUUCAUGAGCGGAGAGCCUGCGCCCAGUCCCGAGCAGCAUGUCAUCCCCCGGGGGAUCCUGGAGAACGCCAUCAAGAUCACCAACGAGCCGCCCACGGGCAUGCACGCCAGCCUGCACGCUGCCCUGCAUGGCUUCUCUCAAGACACUCUGGAAAUGUGCUCCAGGGAGCAGGAGUUCAACGGCCUCUUCUUCUCCCUGUGCUACUUCCACGCCUGUGUCACCGAGAGGCGCAAGUUUGGGCCUCAGGGCUGGAACCGCAGCUACCCCUUCAACACCGGGGACCUGGCCAUCUCUGUCAACGUGCUCUACAACUAUCUGGAGGCCAACACCAAGGUUCCCUGGGAGGAUCUGUGCUACCUGCUUGGGGAGAUCAUGUACGGAGGUCACAUCACAGACGACUGGGACAGACGACUGGGUCGCACCUUCCUACUAGAGUACAUGCAUCCUAACAUGUUUGAAGGUGAGCUGUUUCUAAGCCCUGGUUUCCUGGCUCCUCCGUACAUGGACUACAACGGUUACCACAGUUACGUGGACGACAAGCUUCCGCCGGAGAACCCGACCCUGUACGGCCUGCACCCCAACGCUGAGCUGGACUUCCUGACGGUCAGCUCACACUGCCUCUUCAGGACGCUGCUGGAACUGCAGCCCCAGAACUGCUCUGUUGGAGAGGGGGCUGUGCAAAGCUCAGAGGAGAAGGUGAAGCAGGUGCUGGACGAGAUGUUGGAGAAGCUACCAGAGGAGUACAACAUGGCCGACGUGAUGGCCAAGACGCCCGAGCGAAGCCCCUACAUCCUGGUGUGCUUCCAGGAGUGCGACCGCAUGAACGCGCUGCUGGAGGAAGUACGACGCUCUCUGAAGGAGCUGGACCUGGGGCUGAAGGGAGAGCUGACCAUUUCCUCCAACAUGGAGACUCUCCAGUCAGCCCUGUUCUACGACACGGUCCCGGAAUCCUGGGCCCGGCUCGCCUACCCCUCCACCAACACACUUGCACAAUGGUUCAGUGACGUCCUCUGUCGCUGUCGUGAGCUUGACUCUUGGAGCCAGGAUCUGGUUCUGCCUGCUGUGGUCUGGCUGUCUGGGUUCUUCAACCCCCAGUCCUUCCUCACCGCUGUCAUGCAGAGCAUCGCUCGUAAAAACCAGUGGCCACUGGACAAGAUGGCGCUGACGGUGGAUGUCACCAAGAAGAGCAGGGAGGACUAUGGACACCCGCCCAGGGAAGGAGCCUAUAUCCAUGGCCUCUACAUGGAGGGGGCCAGGUGGGACACCCAGGCAGGGGUGAUCUCUGAGGCCGUGCUGAGGGAGCUGACCCCGGCCAUGCCGGUGCUCUACGUCCGGGCGGUGCCCUCGGAGCAGCUGGAGGUGAGGAACACGUACGAGUGCCCCGUGUACCGCACCAAGCUCCGCGGAGGCAGCUACGUGUGGACCCUCCACCUCCGGACCAAGCAGCCCCCUGCAAAGUGGGUCCUGGCUGGGGUGGCGCUGCUGUUGUCCGUGUGA